Molecule: messenger RNA, 3709 nt
Organism: Gryllus bimaculatus (two-spotted cricket)
Lineage: Eukaryota; Metazoa; Arthropoda; Insecta; Orthoptera; Gryllidae
Source: the annotation of a GenBank genome assembly
AACGGCGGAUGUAUGUACGAAGCAUCUGGCAACCCUGGUUUAGGUUACGUGCAUGCAAGUGGAAAAUGCCAAAUAGCACUAAAACGUCUUAGGUGGGCUGUCACAGCGUACAAAAUUAUAGGCAAAUAAAUAUUUGCACCUCAAACCUUUAGUGUCGCUGACAUUCAACAAUUGGUGCUCGUUGACGAUGUUUAAAAAGAAGGCUAAUAUACCACCGCGCCCCAAGCCGCCUACGGGCGAAAUGUUAAUUGAAGAUCUCCAAGCUGCAGUAGAUGGUGAUGUUUUCUGUAACGUCUUGAAGACAACUGCUCAUAAAGAAAUGUUACAUCCAGAUGAGACUCAAAUUUCUAACUUCAGCGAACAUUCAACAGAUCCUGAACUACUCUUUGAACAAGUUAAAAUGUUUGUUGAAAUCAAUCAAAACCUAAGAGACAUUAUGAAGAAAUUGCAAUCCCAAAAUGAAUUUCUUCAAACCAGUAAUCUAGAACUGAAAUUAAAAGCUGAAGAGAUCCGCAAACAGGCAAUUAAUGCUCUGAAGUAAACACCAAGUUUUUGUUUUGAUGUUUUUUUUAUUUUAAUAUUUACAAUUUAAUAAGCAUUUCUAACAUUUGGGAUACAUUUAAUGAUUAUACAAUAAAGCAAGAAAGUUUAUUCUUAAACUUUUUCUCCACCUCAUUGACUUACAAAAUGCAGAGUACAUAUUUGGAACCCAAGAAAAUUAAAAUAGAUUCUCCUGAACUCGUGUGUGAUUGUAUAUAUUUAGAGAAAAAAUGCCACUAAAUUCAAACGGAGUUCAAAUGCACAGAAAAAUUACAAUAUAGCACAUUAAAUACCCAGGCUGAAUGUGAUGAUAAAUCAUCCCCACAAGGCACAUACCAGUGUAGUUCUUUCAUAUAAAUUAUAAACAAUACAGAAUGAUAACUCUGAUAGAGAUCUAUAUAAUUGAUCGGUUUUCUUAUAUUUGAAAUCCUGAUCUCACGUGUGUAUUCAUAGUAUACACAGCACUGAAUAUUAAAUGCAAGUAGGACGGAUUAGUGAACAUAGUAAAUUUACAUUUCUGAACACUCAGCACAAGUUUAAAUCUCUACAGUAUUAACAAUGUGUUACAGUAUCUACAGUGGUGAAAAAUUUAACACAUUCCUGUUAGUAUUGCUAAUAAUCCUACUCACCAUAACAUGGUAACAUACUCUUGAAACCCUUAUAAAGAAACUAUAAAUGCUUUGAUACUUUACAUGGAAUCUUAGAAAUACGUAAUUUGUACUGAGUAAUCACAUUGGAACAAAAUUAAUAAAAUAUAUCAACAUGGGGAUCAGUCAUGUAGACACAAAUAUUGCAGUAAGGAAGAAGAGCUGAAAAAAAAAUAAUACUCUUUUAAAUACUGACAGUGUUUAGAUUUUAGAGUUAAGACAAACUAAGGAUGUAAUUUCUAUUUAAAAAGGUAAUUCAUUUUCAGUCUAAAUUCAGAACCAUGUAAUCUGGAUGGCUUGACAUAAGACCUACCUUUAUACUUCAUCUGCAGAGUAUACUAGGGAGAAACACAUCAUCAAAUAAAUAGUUUGCAUUUUAUCAACAAGCAACAAAUUUUAAGCACUUAGUACAAGAUUUAUAAUGUGUGAUUUAAUGUAGUGAACUCUACGAAUAUGAUCUGUAUGUAAUGAUGAUUGAACUAGAGAACCCAAGUUGAAGAACACAGUUUUCAAGGAGGCAAUUGUUAAUGGCAAUUACAACACUAUUGAAUUAGAGUUAGUAACUAAAAUUCAUUAUUAAAUAACAUCCAGGCAAAUUAUCAUGCUUUCCAGAAGCACAUGUUGAAUGUCAUUCAUAACCAGAAGGUAAAACUUACAAAACUGUUCCAUUUGAGUUGGAGAUUUCUCUCUUUCCCUCUUGAACUACCCACUACAUAAUCAUUCUACUUACACCCAUCCACACUUGUACACUAGCUCACAUAUUCAAGAUUAAAAAAAAAUUUAAUUGUGUGUAAUCAAACAUUAGCUUUAUGAAAGUUAAAGCAAGGCCCAGUCACCAUUACAGAAGGGGAUUAACUAGGACUAGAAAAUUAUAGUAAUUCCGAAGUUUCUUGCAUUUUUCUGUCUAGAAUAUUUACAUGUUCAUGCAUUAACUCAAAGCAAUUUUCCUUUCGCUUUGGACACUUAUGGUUGGUUUCAGGUCUUUCUAUUACGGUUUCUUUAAUACUUUGGACCAUUAUAAUAUGGCUCAUUUCUAAACUUUCAAUUUAGAUUUUUUGUUUCCAUUGCCUGAAAGAGAAAUGACAAUUUGUGGCUAAUAUUGAGCAUUUAUGAUCCAUUGAUGAAGUUAUAUCAUGAAGUCAGGACAUGCUUUGUUCACAACAAUUUAUGUGGCACAUCAAUUUAAAAAUUAUUUUUCAAUGGAACAAUGGCAAAUUGUUAGCUUUCAACAUUUAUUUAUGAACCUCCAAUCUGUCUAAACAAGUUGGCUAUUAAUUCUUUGUUAUAUGGACCUGUGUUCAGGGAAGUUUAAUUUUUUCCCCUUUGGUUGCAAAUUUCAAAAGGAAACAAGUUCAAGAAUUGAAAAUUGGAUCUUGUGUUAAAUAUGAACCUUCAAUUUACUAGACAAAUCUGAAAUUUACUAAUGUGUCACUAGUGAGAUUGACCAAUGGAAUUUUGUUUUUACAAUCGUGAAAUAGUGUAUUCCAAACAGAACAAGUGGCCUUGUGCAUUCGAACUUGCAUACAUACAUGUAUACAUUCACAAACACUAGGAGAAUUUUAAUCUAUGGUUGACACAUUUUAAUGCUAUUUUUUGUGAACAGAAAGUGCUUGCUUUUUGCACUAAAGACUUUUCACUCUCCUAAACUAAACAUUUGAUACAACCUAAAUUGCAGUAUAUGUACUUCAAAUACUGGUAUUCUUAGAUUAAAAUAACCAUGACAUACUUGGAGGAGGCAACUAAUUGAAAGGCUGAAUUAUCAAAUUCACAUCUAUACAAGUACUAUGAUUUGUAAUUAUCCAUGACAAUGCCUUAAGAACUGACAAGAGUCAAUACUGUUCUGUUACAUUAUAAUUUUAAUUGGACCGUAACAUGCUUUGCAGUUUCAAUGCAUUAAGAAGAAACUUUUAAAUUGUAACUAUGAUAUGCUUCACUCAUAAAUUGGAAAUGCUGUGUUCAUAAAUCUAAUUCUUUUUAAAAUACAUCACGUUAAAUCCCAGUUUGCUAAUUUUGAAGUAGGAAAAUGAUGAAUUUAACCUCAGAAGCUCUUAGUGAAGUAUGUGAUUAGAUAUUUCAUUCACAGCAAUGCUAUCACAUUGUCAAAUCCAGGAGAAUUCACUGAUAAAAAGAAUAAGAUAAUUUGCUACAUUUAUGGUAAUGGAUUAAAAGAAGUAAUUUCUUCCUUUAACUGGUUGAAAAUUUUUCUUGUGACAAUCUAAUAAAGGCUGCAUAAGAAAAUUUACGAAAUUAAAAUUUAGUUGCAUUGAAGUUCUCUUAGACCAUGAAAGGCUUAAUUCCAUUAUACUGUUCCUAAAAUGUUCCUCCUUCAAAGAACAAAAUGAAGUAGAAAACACUAGUUCUGAAAUAUACAAUGCCAAACUAGUAAAAAAAUACCUGUUUUGAAGUAUGUAAAGCCAAAGUGUUUCAUUGUAAUAAACUACCAAAGAGGUAAAUUACAGUUUCGACAGAUCUUGUCUUAAAAUAAGAAUAAUAAUAAAAAAAAAUAAAUUAAAAAAAAAAAA